Molecule: messenger RNA, 528 nt
Organism: Hibiscus syriacus
Lineage: Eukaryota; Viridiplantae; Streptophyta; Magnoliopsida; Malvales; Malvaceae
Exons: 1
Coding region: 1-528 (175 amino acids)
Biological process (GO): negative regulation of abscisic acid-activated signaling pathway
Source: RefSeq, a predicted model, not a curated record
AUGUGGUUUACAAUUGCAGCAACUGCAAAAGAGCGUUCUCUACCUCUCAGGCCUUGGGGGCACCAAAAUGCACACAAACAAGAACGUGCGUUAGCCAGAAGGGCUCGACGGAUCGGACCGAGUGAUUUUCUCCGUCCGGUCUUUCCUUAUUACCCUUAUUCGACCUUUUAUUCAAACCCUUUUCUUGGAUCUUUGAAUCGAUCACCCUUUGGGGUUAGAACUGAAUCCAUGAUCCAUAAACCAUUGUAUUCAUUGGUGCCAUACAGAUCAGGCGGAUAUCGUUUCGGUCGAGGUUACACUAGGACAGCCAUGAUGAACCAUCCUCAGCUCAUUCUCGGUGGAAGAUUCGGCGUCAAUAAUGGCGGAUUCGCGGUCCCGGUGCCUUCAAGCUCUUCGGGAAUCAACGGAAUCGGUUCCGUUGUGAGCUUUGCUAACAAUUCUCAAGUAGAUGGUGCCGUGAAUAGGCCGGCAGCAGGAAGUGAUGAGAACAAGGAUAGUUCCGGAAUCGAUUUAACCCUUAAGCUUUAA